GAUUUUAACCUCACCGUUUUGUAAAAAAUGUCACUUUUGCCCCUAUCCAUCUUUCAUUCAUUUGCGCUGUGCGUUUAACUGAUAGCUUUGGGCAUACCGGAGUUACCGCUUCCGGCAUUCCCAACGGUCAACGCCAUUUCCGAUCCGCGUUUAAGCUCUCUCCAGUUCACAACAUACUCUUCGAUCACUGUGCUUAACAAAGGACCUGAUUAUCUCGUCAUUUUCAUCUAUCUUUGAUUAUUGUAGAGAAUACAAAUGGAGUGGUUGCUGAUUGUUGUUUCAUUGACUGUAAUAUGGGUGGCUUCUCUUUGCAAAGUUCUCCACGAAUCUCUGUCUGGCUCCAAGGCUACAUUUUUAGAUGAUGGUAGAGGUUCACUGAAGAGAAAUGUUUUGUUGGUUAUUGCCCAUCCUGAUGAUGAAUCUAUGUUCUUUGCUCCAACCAUCAAUUACCUAACUUCAAAGGGGCACAACGUACACAUAUUAUGCAUGUCAACUGGUAAUGCAGAUGGCAUGGGGGAUACUAGAAAACAAGAGCUCUACCUGGCUGCUGCAACCCUUAAGGUUUCUCCACAGCAAGUAAAUAUCUUGGAUCAUCCAGAUUUGCAGGAUGGUUUUGGAAAAAUUUGGAACAGUGAUUUGUUGGCUGGAAUUGUGAAGGAGGAAGUAGACGGCCAUUCUAUUGAUGUGGUCAUUAGUUUCGACAAUUAUGGUGUUUCUGGCCAUUGUAAUCAUUGUGAUGUGCAUCGAGGUGUGCGAAAACUGUUGCAGGAUACUUCACACAAAAAUGUUGAAGCAUGGGAGCUUGUCAGCACUAAUAUAUUGCGCAAAUACAUUGGACCAGUCGAUAUCUGGUUGUCUAUCUUAUAUGCAAAGCUCCAUCCAAACAGACAAGUGCAUUUCUUUAUAAAUGAACGACCUCGCAAAAGCUAUGCUGCAAUGGCCCAACACCGGAGCCAAUGGGUUUGGUUUCGUAAGCUUUUUGUAUCCUUCUCCAGCUAUACCUUUGUGAACUCUCUAAAGAAGAUCAACAACUAAGCGAUGCCCAGAAACGUAUUCCUUAUAUUGCAGAGCAGGGCGUUUGAAGCAGUGGAAGUAUUGGAACAUACAGGCUGCUAAUGCUGCUGCUGAUGAGUGUGAAGGGGGGCAUUUGCAGUAAUCUGUUGUUCAUUAUCUAUCUGUGUUUGCUGCAGGCAUUGAAAGCUCCGCCUGAAGAGAUAGAUGCUGGGAACUAUAUAACAAUUUUAAUUGUAAUUUUGAAUGGAUCUUACGACAUUUAUAAAUAUGGGAGGUGGUAGGUAGUACAAAUCAUGUGAGCUACACUUACCCUUGAGUUUUACCCCACCACCUAAAUUUAAAAAAAAAAAAAUGCUGUCAUAAUAUUUGUAUUACAUGUUUGUCAUAUUCUAUUAGGAUGACUACUUUUAGAUUAUAAAUAUCCACUGAUGUAUGUACUAUGUAAUGAAGUAAUCUUAGCAUUA
Molecule: messenger RNA, 1478 nt
Organism: Ipomoea triloba (trilobed morning glory)
Lineage: Eukaryota; Viridiplantae; Streptophyta; Magnoliopsida; Solanales; Convolvulaceae
Product: probable N-acetylglucosaminyl-phosphatidylinositol de-N-acetylase
Exons: 11
Coding region: 256-1035 (259 amino acids)
Biological process (GO): GPI anchor biosynthetic process
Cellular component (GO): endoplasmic reticulum
Molecular function (GO): N-acetylglucosaminylphosphatidylinositol deacetylase activity
Source: RefSeq, a predicted model, not a curated record